GGAUCGUGGAAGGGGGCGGGGAAGAGAAAGAGCUGCCCGGCGCAUGCGUGGUAUGUGUGGCUUGGGGAAUUCAUGUGGAGGUCAGAGUGGAAGCAGGUGUGAGUGGGUCCGGCAGAAGGAGACAUGGCUGCCAAAGUGUUUGAGUCCAUUGGCAAGUUCGGCCUGGCCUUAGCUGUUGCAGGAGGAGUGGUGAACUCUGCCUUGUAUAACGUGGAUGCUGGGCACAGAGCUGUCAUCUUUGACCGGUUCCGUGGCGUACAGGACAUUGUGGUAGGAGAAGGGACUCACUUUCUCAUCCCUUGGGUACAGAAACCCAUUAUCUUUGAUUGCCGCUCUCGACCACGUAAUGUGCCAGUGAUCACUGGUAGCAAAGAUUUACAGAACGUCAACAUUACCCUGCGCAUCCUUUUCCGGCCCGUUGCCAGCCAGCUUCCCCGCAUCUUCACCAGCAUCGGGGAGGACUAUGAUGAGCGGGUGCUACCAUCCAUCACUACAGAGAUCCUCAAGUCGGUGGUGGCUCGCUUUGAUGCUGGAGAACUGAUCACCCAGAGAGAGCUGGUCUCCAGACAGGUGAGCGAUGACCUUACAGAGCGAGCAGCGACCUUUGGGCUCAUCCUGGAUGACGUGUCCUUGAGGCACUCACGUGUGGGGAAUACCAUGAUUUGCGUUCCACCGUCUCUCAUCCUCUUCCUGUUUCGUGGGGAGGCUGCUGUGAGAAAGAAGUGGACUGGUUAAGCCAUAAGCAGAGAGCAUCACGCCCUCGAAUCCCUGAGAACCAGCUGCAUCCUUCCCUCUUGGGCUCAGUUUUCCAUCUGGCCUCUCUGGGGGCUCCGAACGGGCCAUCAUAGGACCUUGGAUGAGCACUAGUCGGAGGUGGGGGUCCUAGAUCCCACAGUCUUCUCCCCCGGGGAGGUGGUCAGUUGAGCAGGUACCGUCUGGUGCCCACGGGCUGUUUUCUGCUUGAGAUCUCCGCACCGCGGGCGACACACUGACACGCGGGCACUGUUGAGGCAGCCGAGGCUUCUGGGGGUGGGAGCUCAGUUUGGACACGGAUGUGGAGGUGAAAGGGUGUUCUGGCCUCACAGAGGCCUCCAGCUGCUGGAGCCAUUCCUGGCCUUUUCCUUCUAGUGGUGUGGGGGCCUCGCGGCAGCGCUGCCUAAACAAUCACGCUGCCUCAUCUCGCGCCCUCUCUCCCCUUAGACACAUCUGACCUUCGGGAAGGAGUUCACAGAAGCGGUAGAAGCCAAACAGGUGGCUCAGCAGGAAGCAGAGAGGGCCAGA
Messenger RNA from Mirounga angustirostris (Northern elephant seal), 1281 nucleotides. It is a transcript of the gene PHB1, whose product is annotated as prohibitin 1. Gene Ontology annotation, biological process: mitochondrion organization. Bases 124 to 735 code for a protein of 203 amino acids. Gene Ontology annotation, cellular component: membrane; mitochondrion. The transcript has 6 exons. Lineage: Eukaryota; Metazoa; Chordata; Mammalia; Carnivora; Phocidae. The record is from RefSeq and is a predicted model, not a curated record.